This is a messenger RNA of Meloidogyne enterolobii, 1235 nucleotides long. The record is from the annotation of a GenBank genome assembly. NCBI's taxonomy places the organism in Eukaryota, Metazoa, Nematoda, Chromadorea, Rhabditida, Meloidogynidae.
GGGAUGCCUUGGGUUGUGAAAAAGUCCGGUUUCGAGUUAGUGAUCCAAAGUUUAGGAUCGGGUGCGGGACACAAAGAUCUGGGUCUUAUGUUGGGUCAGUUAGGUGAAUUGAAAGGGAAACGUGUUGAUUUCGGAUAUGGGGUCAGAAAAUUUAUCGGAUCGAGUUUUGAUAAACCUUGACACCCUUGAUACAAAUCUUAUUUUAUUUUCUUUUAUUUUUAAGGAGUUUGUCAAAGAAUACCCAAAUGAUGUUUUAGCUUUUGCCUUACGUUUGGCAACAUUAUAUUUUGUGAUUUGUUAUAUACUUCCAAUUACUGAUUCAAAAUUCCAAGCUUUAGCAUAUACCAAAGCUUUUGCAGCAGUUGCGGCAACGAAUGCUUUUCGUCUUCAUCAACGCUUAAGAGCUGUAAAUUGGCCAUUUUUUAGUCAAAUGUUUCUUUAUGAGCUUAUGCUUGAGGAUUCUGCGCAUUAUCUACUUUAUUGCAUGAUCUUUGUUAUAUCAUCUCCAAUUACCUUGGCUCUUCUCCCAGUUUCAAUUUAUGCCAUUUUCAAUUUAAUUACAACUCUAAACAAAUUUUCCACCGAAACUGGAGUUGCUCAUAAUUCUUUUAUAAUUUCUCGGCUGGUUCAAUUUAAGCAACAGGCAUCUCCAAAUAUGUUAAGUACUGCUGCUUGUGCUGAAAUAUUUCUUUUGCCAAUUAUUAUUUUGAUGAUUUUUAUGGGCAAAUCAAGUUUAAUUGGGCCAUUUGUUUAUUAUCGCUUUUUGACUAUGCGAUAUAUGUCUCGACGAAAUCCGUAUACGAGAGAAAUGUUUUAUCAAUUGAAAUUUAUUUUUACUUCUUGGGCCAACAAUCCUUCAUGUCCUGCAUUUGUUUCUUCCUCAAUACUUAAAUUUAUUGCGUUGAUUGAACGUUUAGCUCCGCAACAAGUUGCUAUGUAAAAAUUUUUUGAUUUGAGAUGAAGAUGAUCUAUCGUUGAUUUUUUUGUGAUUGAGAGACUGAUCUUUACAGAAAAGUAUAUUUUUUUAGUUUUUUUUUUGUUUUGACCAAUUAAUGCUACCAAAUCAUUUGUUUUUUAGUUGCUUUUUUCGACAUUGGGUGGUAGUUUCCUUCAAAAAUUUUUUGAGACAAAUUUCCUUUUUCAAUUUAACUAUUUGGUGGCAUUCCUAUAAGGGAUGUCACGGGUUACUCGAAAUCUGGAUUUUUUUCGAUCCGUCCCGAAAGCUGACUUUUUUC